This is a messenger RNA of Meleagris gallopavo (turkey), 1842 nucleotides long. Lineage: Eukaryota; Metazoa; Chordata; Aves; Galliformes; Phasianidae. The record is from RefSeq and is a predicted model, not a curated record.
CGUCUGCCCGGCUCUUCGCUCUGCCCAGGCACCUCCGUGAUGACCGUGAACGCCACGGAUGCGGACGACGCGGUGAACACCGACAACGGCAUCGUCAGCUACUCCAUCGUCAGCCAGCAGCCGCCCAGCCCGCACCCCCAGAUGUUCACCAUUGACCCGGCCAAGGGCAUCAUCAGCGUGCUGGGCACGGGGCUGGACCGGGAGACCACUCCCAACUACACGCUGAUUGUCCAGGCCACGGACCAGGAGGGCAAAGGUCUGUCCAACACCGCCACGGCCGUCAUUGAGGUCACGGAUGCCAACGACAACAUUCCCAUCUUCAAACCUACCAUGUACGAGGGGGUGGUGGAAGAGAACAAGCCAGGUAUAGAGGUGGCCAGGCUGACCGUGACGGACCAAGACGCACCAGGCUCCCCAGCCUGGCAAGCUGUUUACCACAUCAAGAGUGGAGACCAGGAUGGUGCCUUUAGCAUUACCACUGACCCCAGCACCAACAAUGGCAUCUUGAGGACAGCCAAGGGCCUGGAUUACGAGACCAAGAACCGCUAUGACCUGGUGGUGACGGUGGAGAACAAAGUGCCCCUGUCCGUGCCCAUCACACUGUCUACCGCCAGUGUCCUGGUGUCCGUCUUGGAUGUGAAUGAGCCCCCUGUCUUUGUGCCCCCUAUCAAGAGGGUGGGGGUAUCAGAGGACCUACCAGUGGGGCACGAGGUUACAUCCUACACAGCCCAAGACCCUGACAAGGACGUGAGGCAGAAAAUCACGUACCGCAUGGGCAGCGACCCGGCAGGCUGGCUGGCCAUUGACCAUGAGAACGGCAUCGUCACAGCUGCCCAGCCACUGGACCGCGAGUCGGUGCACGCCAUCAACAGUACAUACAAGGCUAUCAUCCUGGCUGUGGACAAUGGGAUACCGGAUGCCACCGGUACGGGGACGCUGCUGCUGCUCCUCCAGGAUGUGAAUGACAACGGGCCCACCCCAGAGCCCCGGUCGUUUGAGAUCUGCAGCCGGCAGCCAGAGCAGCAGAUGCUGAGCAUUGUUGACAAGGACCUGCCCCCACAUACCUACCCCUUCAAGGCAGCACUGGAGCAUGGUUCCAGCAACAACUGGACUGUUGCGAUAAAGGGCCAAGAUGAGCUGGCCCUGAACCUGAAAAAGGAGUUGGAACCGGGUGAGUACAACAUCUUCCUGAAGCUGACGGACAGCCAGGGCAAGGCACAAGUGACACAGGUCAAAGCCCAGGUGUGUGAGUGUGAAGGGACAGCCAAGAACUGCGAGCGGAGGUCGUAUAUCGUCGGUGGGCUGGGUGUCCCCGCCAUCCUGGGCAUCCUGGGGGGCAUCCUGGCCCUGCUGAUUCUGCUGCUGCUGCUGCUGCUCUUUGCUCGGCGACGCAAAGUGGAGAAAGAGCCGCUGCUGCCACCUGAGGAUGACAUGCGGGACAAUGUCUACAACUACGAUGAGGAGGGCGGCGGCGAGGAGGACCAGGACUAUGACCUGAGCCAGCUGCACCGCGGCCUGGACGCCCGCCCCGAGGUGAUCCGCAAUGAUGUGGCCCCCCCGCUGAUGGCCGCCCCCCAGUACCGGCCCCGGCCCGCCAACCCCGAUGAGAUCGGAAACUUCAUCGACGAGAACCUGAAGGCGGCCGACACGGACCCCACGGCCCCCCCCUACGACUCGCUGCUGGUGUUCGACUACGAGGGCGGUGGCUCGGAGGCCACCUCGCUCAGCUCCCUCAACUCCUCCGCCUCCGACCAGGACCAGGACUACGACUACCUCAACGAGUGGGGCAACCGCUUCAAGAAGCUGGCGGAGCUCUAUGGCGGCGGGGAGGAUGAUGAAUAG